CACUUUUCUUUCGGGUGGCCUCAAGAAUACCUUUGACCGGCAGGAUGGGCGGGACGUUUGGCAAGAGUGGGUCGUGGGUGUUGGACCACACUAUGGACGACAUUCCCUUGACCCCCUACAACGGAAACGUCAAGCAUGGAUCCAUCAUCACCGGGUUCGAAGAUCCUCCUCCAUAUGCGGUAGAUCAUUUAGAGGAAGAAACGGAGGGGGAAAAGAGAAGCAGGAAACGGUCGCACUGGGUCGCAUACACUACAAUGUUCGUUAUGUCUAUCGGCUUCUCCAUAGUCUUAACCGGUGUGUGGCCGUACCUACAUGACCUCAACCCUAGCCUCCCAAAGGAGUCCAUAAGCUUCGUGGUGGCGGCAAAUCCCUUUGGACAGAUGGUGGCUUCGCCCCUGCUCGGAAUAUGGGGGAACAAAGCCGGCAAAAUCAGAGGGGCGUGCCUCACCACCGUGUUUUUCUUCGCCUUUGGCAACAUUAUGUACUCCUUGCUCGCCCUCUUCGAGGACAUGGGAGACAUGGGGACUUACUACGCCAUGAUCAUCGCCAGGUUCAUCGUCGGAGUCAGUUCCGCCAACGUGACGCUGUGCAGGUCCUACCUCGCCCAGUCCACCACCGUCAAGGAGCGAACAGCCGGCAUCGCUAUCAUCUCCGCCGCACAAGCCCUUGGGUUCGUUGUUGGACCAGGCAUUCAGACACUCCUCAUUUUCUUGGUGCCCGAGGAGGUGGAUACCGGCAUUUGGUGGCUCAAGUGGAACAAGUUCACUGCACCGGGUUGGGUGGCUGCUGCGCUGGGCUUCAUUAAUCUAGUGGUUCUCAUGCCUUGCAUCUUUACGGAAUACAAUAUCGCAGAGAGGGAGAGGAAACUCUUAAAUCAGAACGCGAAGGACGAUGAGUUAUUGAAGCUACCCAAGCCGGACACCUUAGGUAUCAUCGUAACCCUGUAUGGCUUCUUCGUUACUGCCUUCGUCUACGUACUCCUAGAAACCCUCGCUGUGCCCUUCGUCAGCGAUCAGUAUGCGUGGGAUGACGACAAAGCCAUGUCGAUAGUUGGCUUAGCCCUGAUGGGGGCUGGAAUACUCGCUACCUUCCUCUUUCCUCUCAGCGGCAAGUUGGGACGUAUUUUUGACGAAAGAUUGGUGCUAUUGUUCCUCGGUUUCGUUCCGAUACUCAUUGGCACCUUCCUCUUCCUGCCAUACCCAGGUCAAACAAUACCAAUGCAAAAUUGCGAAAAUACCACCACUAGCUUCACUGAAAUAACUUCACCCUUCACAACCGUCUUGGACUCCUGGGACACCAUUCCUACCAGCGAACCUACUUUCGAUGAAAUCCCCCUGUUCGACUAUCUUUCCGUUUUUCGGCAAUGGUCACCUUUGUCUGCCGUUGUGGAAGAGAGCGACGAAGACUGCUCUCCUGGCUGUCCUGAUCGCCAGGACUGGUGUUACUCAGUGCCGCAGCUGCCACUCGCGCAGUUGAGUGUGGCUUUCAUCAUCGUCAUGGCUGGUUAUCCUAUGGCACAGUCUAUCGCCCAAGGCAUCUUUUCCAAGAUGCUGGGCCCCAAGCCACAGGGUUUAUGGAUGGGUGUCCUCACAGGUGUGGGUAGCCUAUCCCGUAUAACGGGUCCCAUUUUUGUCUCCUUCAUAUACGCUAAAUAUGGUACAUACGCAUGUUUUGGUGGCUUAUUAGCGAUGAUGAUCAUCGCGUUCAUUGCACUUGUAUUAAUGUUCAAGCGUCUCGUACCCAUGGAAAUCCCCCAGUCUAGCACGCAGCACGCAUAUGAUGGCCCGGCCGAAAAACUCUAACUCUGCAGUUACAUACAAGAGCAGCAGCCCACAGGGAUGCAGACAGUGCAGUCCGAGAUGUGUCUUCCAAGAAGACACCGUGCCAAGGGAAGAACCACCACGCCGUCGUCCAAUAAGUCGCACUGAGAAACCCUCUCAUCCUUGCCCACUCAUAAUACAUCAUUAUUGUGUCAUUACCUCUAAAAGUACAUCAUGUGUCUUUCUGUCAAUAUGUUUGGUUACACUGAGUAUAUGAAUGUGCUUUACUUAUGUAUGUGUGUAAGGUGUGUACAUGUUUGUGCUAUGCAUGCGGUUCAUCCCACUAACGUUAUGUUACUUUAACCAAAUUUGUCACAGCAACAUUAAUUAACAGGCAUCGCCAUCCAGCACCAAUAUUUGCAUCGCAAUGGAAAAUUCUGCAACUAAUUUGUUAAAAAUUAAUUAAUAAAUAAUACAGAAGUUA
Messenger RNA from Eriocheir sinensis (Chinese mitten crab), 2244 nucleotides. RefSeq names its product major facilitator superfamily domain-containing protein 8-like. The transcript has 7 exons. Bases 45 to 1802 code for a protein of 585 amino acids. The record is from RefSeq and is a predicted model, not a curated record. NCBI's taxonomy places the organism in Eukaryota, Metazoa, Arthropoda, Malacostraca, Decapoda, Varunidae. Gene Ontology annotation, molecular function: transmembrane transporter activity. Gene Ontology annotation, cellular component: lysosomal membrane. Gene Ontology annotation, biological process: transmembrane transport.